GGGUCAUUGAAAAAUAAAAUAAAAACAAUCCUUCAACUGCACGGCGUAAGAGUGAGGAAAUUUGGCCCCUUAUCAAAAGGGAAAAAGGACAAAGGCGGACUACGAACUAGGAGACCCUUUUUGCCUGCGCAUGUGCCCGAGCAAUGGUUUUGGCCAAUUUUUGUGCUGCACAAUCAGCGGCUUUUGCGUCAUUUAAGCGUGCAGCGCGGAGCACUUUGGCCACAAUUAAUCCUCGCAAGUCCGGUAACCUUUCAAGGCACAAGUUUCGAAUAUUCUCUGCUACAAGCCCGUCAACCUUUUUCUUCUUUAGCGUGUAAAUUGAUGAAAGGCAUUCAGCCAAAGCGUGCGCUGCUUACAGGCGCAGCGCAUUCGGAGAUUGAAUAAUGGAAAAAGUGUAACACGUGACCGCUGUAGAUCAUUGGAUCUUCUCCAGAACGACUUCACAUUCUUGCAUAACGCGAACCAUUGACAGCCAUCUUCAUCAUCCUCCUAAAGAUGGAUGCUGCUCAAGAUCCACCAUUGCGUGUGAUUCUCAAAAAUGAAUCACGCUACAUCUCUAUUGAAGAAGCACAGCGAAUGAUGAAUCGUUUUGUAGAGGAGGCAAAGUAUAACUUAGUAGCUGACAAGACAGAUUUGUCUGUUUCGGAACAUGGUCAGCCAGAAUCGAGUACUGUGAGAGAUACAGAUCCAGUUGUUUUGUCGCAAAUACAAAAAGCAGCAGACUCGAUUAUUGAAUCUAUGAAAGAGUCUACCAAUGGUCUAAUCACCAAUGGUCAUAGCAUCAAUAGACACAGCACCAACGGACAUAAUACCGACAGUCGUAUCACCAACGUUCAUAGCUCCGAUCAGUAUGUCUCUAACGGUUGUGGAUGGGAAGAUACUAGCCAGAAUGUCUCUAACGGAUGUGGGUGGGAAGAACCAACUCAUGAUGUCUCCAACGGAUGUGGGUGGGAAGAACCAACUCACGAUGUCUCUAACGGAUGUGGUUGGGAAGAAUCCAGCCAGAAUGUCUCUAAUGGAUGUGGAUGGGAUUAGAAACUUAUGAUGAUGGUUUACAUGAAUACGAUCGACUUUCUUAUCGCUCGGUAUCACAGCAUAGAAGUUAGGGAUGAAACGAAUGUUCGUAUUGCAAAAGGUGAAAGCAGAAUGGUCUCAACAUCGUAUAAAACGGAGAAACACUUUCGGAUAGAUAUUGUAC
Molecule: messenger RNA, 1198 nt
Organism: Meira miltonrushii
Lineage: Eukaryota; Fungi; Basidiomycota; Exobasidiomycetes; Exobasidiales; Brachybasidiaceae
Exons: 1
Coding region: 496-1035 (179 amino acids)
Source: RefSeq, a predicted model, not a curated record